CUUCUUUUGAGACAGGGUUUCUCUGUGUAGCUUUGGCUGUCCUGGAUUUGCUUUGUAGAAGAGGCCUGCCUUGAACUCACAGAGAUCUGCCUUCCUCUGCCCUCCCUGAGUGCUGAGAUUACAGGGUUGCACCCUGCUGCUAAUAAUUAUUCUGUGGACAAGAAAACUCUGGGGUAAAAAAAAUAAAAAAAAAAAAAAACAACUCUGGAAACUUACAAAACAGUAUAGAUUUCUGUCCCCUGCCUCUGUUCUAGGAUAUAGUCUUUGCCUGUCUCUAGCCAUGGAGAACCCUUUGAGUUCAGACUGCACUUUGAACGCUAACUGUGUCUUAGUGCACAGAGCCCAGGCCUGGUAGAGGACCCCAGAGUGACUUUAACAGGAACACCACCCCUGCCCCCAUCACUGGCUUCUCUUUCACACUCUGGGCCAGCAUGCAGGGCUCCUCCCUGUCGCUGUGGCUCUGCAUGCUUCUUGAGCAACUCCUCAAGGACAGCACAUCAGGCAGGUUUGUGGGGUGGAGUAAAGAGUCCUGCCCCUAUCUUGGCCAGGCCCAGAGAAUUUCUCUUCACAUGGGCUGACGGCUGGGGAGAAGGGUAGACCAAGAGAGGUGUGCUCUGUUUGAUCCAGAAGGGGAAGAAGCUGAAAGCCUGGCUCUCUUAGCAGCUCCCCAGCCUUCUUCAUCCUGUGGGCCCAAUUUGAGAGAGCGGCAUGCGGCACCCCCUGGCUGGCCCAGUGUCUUCUGACCUGCUGCUGACUGCCCCCAGGAGGCCCUGACGCCCUGGGGCACUUUUGCUCUGCACAGGACCACGCUGGGGUUUGCCAUGGUGACAUAAAGGGGUGCAGAGGAAGGAAGGAGCAAGACCAGCCUGUAGACUGUGCCCCUGGCUGGGAGAAAGGGCCAGGGGCCCAGAUCCUUUUCUCCGCUGCUCUUUGAACGACUCACUUCCUAAGUCUCUGAAUUUCUCAGUCAGGAUAACUCUUGGGCCUCCUGUGUGAGGUCUUGAAGGGGCCAGGCCAGGCUGGGCCUCUGCUGGUUGAGAUCUUGGGGGCCAGGAUGCCUGCCCUGGCGUGCCUCCGGAGGCUGUGUCGGCACAUGUCCCCACAGGCUGUCCUUUUCCUGCUGUUUGUCUUCUGCCUGUUCAGCGUCUUUGUCUCGGCCUACUACCUAUAUGGUUGGAACCGGGGCCUCGAGCCCUCAGCUGAUGCUUCUGAGUCCGACUGUGGGGACCCACCACCUGUCGCGCCUAGCCGCCUGCUGCCAAUCAAGCCUGUGCAGGUGGUCGUCCCUUCCCGAACAGACCCGCUGGUGCUGGUGUUUGUGGAGAGCCUCUAUUCACAGCUGGGCCAGGAGGUGGUGGCAAUCCUGGAGUCCAGCCGCUUCAAGUACCGAACAGAGAUUGCACCAGGGAAGGGGGACAUGCCCACACUCACUGACAAGGGCCGUGGCCGCUUCGCCCUCAUCAUCUAUGAGAACAUCCUCAAGUAUGUCAACCUGGAUGCCUGGAACCGGGAGCUGCUGGACAAGUACUGUGUGGCCUACGGCGUGGGCAUCAUUGGCUUCUUCAAGGCCAAUGAGAACAGCCUGCUGAGUGCACAGCUCAAAGGCUUUCCUCUUUUCCUGCAUUCGAACCUGGGCCUGAAGGACUGCAGCAUCAACCCCAAGUCCCCACUGCUCUAUGUGACACGGCCCAGUGAGGUAGAGAAAGGUGUGCUGCCUGGUGAGGACUGGACUGUGUUCCAGUCCAACCACUCUACCUAUGAACCAGUGCUGUUGGCCAAGACACGCUCCUCCGAGUCCAUCCCACACCUGGGUGCAGACGCUGGCUUGCAUGCCGCACUGCAUGCUACUGUGGUCCAGGACCUGGGCCUCCAUGAUGGCAUCCAACGUGUGCUGUUUGGCAACAACCUCAACUUUUGGCUGCAUAAGCUUGUCUUCGUGGAUGCGGUAGCCUUCCUCACAGGGAAGCGCCUCUCACUGCCUUUGGAUCGGUACAUCCUGGUGGAUAUUGAUGACAUUUUUGUGGGCAAGGAGGGCACACGUAUGAAGGUGGAAGAUGUGAAGGCCCUGUUUGAUACCCAGAAUGAACUUCGCACACACAUCCCAAACUUCACCUUCAACCUGGGCUACUCAGGGAAAUUCUUCCACACAGGUACCGACGCCGAGGAUGCUGGGGACGACCUGCUGCUUUCCUAUGUGAAGGAGUUCUGGUGGUUCCCCCACAUGUGGAGCCACAUGCAGCCCCACCUCUUCCACAACCAGUCAGUGCUGGCUGAGCAGAUGGCCCUGAACAAGAAGUUCGCUGUCGAGCACGGCAUUCCCACAGACAUGGGGUAUGCAGUGGCGCCCCACCACUCUGGUGUGUAUCCCGUGCAUGUGCAGCUGUACGAGGCAUGGAAGCAGGUGUGGAGCAUCCGUGUGACCAGCACAGAGGAGUACCCCCAUCUGAAGCCCGCCCGCUACCGCCGCGGCUUCAUCCACAAUGGCAUCAUGGUCCUCCCUCGGCAGACCUGUGGCCUCUUCACACAUACCAUCUUCUACAAUGAGUACCCCGGAGGCUCCAGUGAACUGGACAAGAUCAUCAAUGGGGGCGAGCUCUUCCUCACUGUGCUCCUCAAUCCUAUAAGCAUCUUCAUGACGCACUUAUCCAACUAUGGAAACGACCGCCUGGGGCUGUACACCUUCAAGCACCUGGUGCGCUUCCUUCACUCUUGGACCAACCUGAGGCUGCAGACUCUGCCCCCUGUGCAGCUGGCCCAGAAGUACUUCCAGAUCUUCUCUGAGGAGAAGGACCCGCUUUGGCAGGAUCCCUGUGAGGAUAAACGCCACAAAGACAUCUGGUCCAAAGAGAAGACAUGUGACCGCUUUCCAAAGCUUCUCAUCAUUGGGCCCCAGAAAACAGGCACUACGGCCCUCUACCUGUUCCUGGGCAUGCACCCGGACCUCAGCAGCAACUACCCCAGCUCCGAGACCUUUGAGGAGAUCCAGUUUUUUAAUGGCCACAACUAUCACAAAGGCAUCGACUGGUACAUGGAGUUCUUCCCUAUUCCCUCCAACACCACCUCUGACUUCUACUUUGAGAAAAGUGCCAACUACUUUGAUUCGGAAGUGGCACCACGGCGGGCAGCUGCCCUGUUGCCCAAGGCCAAGAUCCUCACCAUCCUCAUCAAUCCAGCAGACCGAGCUUACUCCUGGUACCAGCACCAGCGAGCCCAUGAUGACCCGGUGGCCCUAAAGUACACCUUCCAUGAGGUGAUCACAGCUGGCCCCGAUGCAUCCUCAAAGCUGCGUGCCCUCCAGAACCGUUGCCUCGUCCCUGGCUGGUAUGCCACUCAUAUUGAUCGCUGGCUCAGCGCCUUUCACGCCAACCAGAUCCUGGUCUUAGAUGGCAAAUUGCUUCGUACAGAACCUGCCAAAGUGAUGGACACGGUGCAGAAAUUUCUUGGGGUGACCAGCACUGUUGAUUACCACAAAACCUUGGCGUUUGACCCAAAGAAAGGAUUUUGGUGCCAACUGCUUGAAGGAGGAAAAACCAAGUGUCUGGGCAAAAGCAAAGGACGGAAAUAUCCAGAGAUGGACCUGGAUUCCCGAGCCUUCCUAAAGGAUUAUUAUCGGGACCACAACAUCGAGCUCUCUAAGCUGCUGUAUAAGAUGGGCCAGACACUGCCCACCUGGCUGCGGGAGGACCUCCAGAACACCAGGUAGCCUCGGCCACCACAGCCAGACAGAACGCUUGUGUUAGCAGGGAUGUCCUGCCUCACACUGAGCCAGACUGACCUGCCGAGAAGGGUGCUGGGCCCGGCCAGCCAAAAGCAAUGAGCAAUACUCUGCUAAGGCCCAUUGGGGCCAGAAGCCCAGGCAGGUCUGCAAGCGCCUCAGCAUCUACCACUGGAUGUGUGGCCUGUGGGACCUCUCUGGUACUGGAGGUCCAUUCCGUUCGUUCGCAGCCUCCCUGCCUGGGAGACCACUUCCUGUUGGUGGAAGGUCAUUUCCUGGUAGGAGGAGUCCUGGAGACUCUCUCCUGUCCCUCACUGUGUUCUACCACUCCUGCCCUUUCCUUUGUCACACAGUCCCCUGCUCCAGCAGGGUGCCCCCUCAGUAUUAGCUGUCAUAUUUCCUUGUCCUCCAGACAGUAAGGGAGAAGAGCGCAGCUGGGCCUUUCGCCCAACUAGGUAGAAAGACUGGGCAUGUCCUUGAGGGUUUUGAGCCAGGCACUGCCAGGGUUUAUCUGGGCACCCAGAUGCACUCAUUGGAUUGGAUGUGAGGGUGGCCGUCUUGAGAGGACAUGUGACCUCCGUAUUUGGGUUCUUAUCAUCACAUCUCAUCUCCCCUUUAGGGGAAAGACUCUCUGGUCCCUAUCCACCUAGAGCUCAUGGUCUCUUGUAGGACCUGGGUCACUGCCAUGCCACUGGGCCCGGAGACAUGGGCCUCGGCCCUGUCCUGUUCACCUGGCUGUGACAUGUGGUGUUUCCUGUGGUAAAGGCUGAGGCGAGUCAGGAGUCUGCCAGUGUCCAUGCUCCCAUGUACAUAUAUUGUUUCACAGCCACUGCCUCGGCCCAGUGGACAAGACAGAGUCAGCGAGCAGUGCUGUCCACUGCUUUGCCCAGCAACCUGUGGCCGAGGGUCCCCAGAGACCCCCUUAACCUCCCAAAUACUAAGAAGCUAAAGUAUUUUAAUAUUAUGUGUUUUUUUUUUCUUGGUGCCAGAGUUUAUACCCUGGGUGCUGGGGUCGCACUGUGUUUUAUAUAUACAUAUAUAUAUAUAUAAUGUGUAUAUAUAUAUAUUAUAUUUUUUUUGGUUGGGUUUGUUUUUAAUUCAGUCAUACACAAUGAUGGCAAGCCCUAGCCUCAAAGGAUGUCAUAUCUUAAUGCUAGAGAAUUAGGUGGAAGGGAAAGUGAGUGUGUCUGUAAGAGUCUAGGCCUCAGGGAGAUGGCUUGAAGAGUUCAUCCUCCUUCUCCUACAGAGGGAGCAGGGAUGGUAAGAUGAAAAGGAAGACCAGCUCUCCCCAAGAAGUCUGGCUUUACAAAGACUGCGGUGUUUGGGCCCCAGGAAAAAGCUGGCCUGGGGAGGAGGCCUGGAGCCCUGAGCUGGCCUCCCCGUCACAUGGUGCUAGGUUGGGGGCUGCCUUGGAUGCCCACAGGGACCCACAGAAUUGUCUCCAGUCCCUGCAGACACAGGGUCUCUGGCUGUUUUCUGUUUGGGUUCUGUUCCUGUCCCCCUUUUAACAAUGUGAAGUGACUGAGGUUGGGUUUCCUUUCCUAAGCCCUGCCCCCACUUUCCCCCAACUGCCAAUUCAGUGUCCACCAAUCAUUCAGGACAUUCUGGCAUCCCAGGCUUGGAAGGGUCCCAAGAUGGGCACAAAGUAGGUCCGGGAAUGGGAGGUGGCCUUGGUCAGUGUCACAGAGCUGUUGGAAAGCAGUGCCAAGAGCUAAAUUCAGGUCCCUGAUUCUGAGCCCACUGCUCUUCCAGGACCACACUGCCUCUGAGCCCACCCCUGCAACCCUACUGUGUUCCAGGUUCCUGUCUUUCCCUCAGUCACACAGCUGUGGUCAUUCCAGGACAUGGGGACAAACCACUCUUUCCCAGCCAGGUGCCUUUGAGCCUUCCCCUUCCUGCCGUGUUUUCUUGCUUCCAGAGUCCAUUCAUCCUGGCAGCCGGGGCCGUCUUCACUCUGACCUAGUCUCUCCUGGAGUUCUCCACUGUGGUGGAGAGUGUAAGAUGCUCAGGGCACCUGCAUACAUGGUUUUGGUGUGCAGAGAGCCACGUCACAUCAUGUUUCUCAUUGGGCUUGGAGCCUGUGGACCCUGGUCAUUACAUGGUAUCUGUGUGGUACGCUCAAAUGCCCUGGCAGAAGCUGGAACCAGACUGAGAGUUGGGUCAGAGUGUGUACCCUCAGCCUCACUUCCUACCUGUCUGUGAGGAUAGCUCCUGUAUUCUGCAUGAGACCAUGUGAGAGCUGAGUUAGGGCAGUUGGGGUGGCCCUUGUACAACAUGCCGCUCCGAUGGUCUCUGCCUCUGGCCUCAAGUGGAAGCAGGCAAGUCUGAGCCCCUGGAAGAGCAGGGGAGAUACUCUCUGGUCUGUUUCCUUCUAAGAGCCUGGGGACUGCACCUGCCAUCUGUUCCAAGCCUGGAAGAGGUUCGUGCCAUGUCCCUCUCACUUCUGGACCCAGAGAGUGUCACAGCAUGCAGAUACUGGGUCUUAGGAAAUAGAAUAAGUUCGUCUUAGGAUCUCUCAACUAGGAUGUCCAUUGAUUGACUGGAAGGAAGCAUUUAGAAAACACAAACAAGUUUGAGGGAAAUCACGACAGUUGUUCAGGCCACUCCCCUGUUCCUUCUGCAGUCUCUACCAACAGCCUUUGCCUUAUGGGUGCAGAUCACCUGCAGCUGCCCCAGUCAUUCCAGGUUCCAGAGCUUUCUAUGGGGCAGGCCUCCGAGAGCAUGGAGAGUGAACAUGAAGUUAAAAUUGUCCAUUUCAAAUCCUGACAUAUGAGCAGUGGGUGCUUCUGAGUCUGCUCAUUUCCAGCGGAGGGAAGCUGCUGGCCUUGUCUCACCCUAGAGCCCCACAGGUAUGUAGUGGGAAGAGCAAGUUCAGAACCAUCUCACCUUUGGGUUGUGACUGCCUGCCAGCCUUCAUCCAGACUGAAGAGGGUUGGCAUUUGCUGGUCUGUUUUCUCUCUCUCUCUACAUGUUUAUAUGUGUGUCUUAAAAGUAAGUUGCAGGUAUCAUGAGACUGUUUAUCCCUAGUGUUGCCCUAAGAGGUAGGGCCUUCUGCCAGACCAGCCAGUGCCAAGGCCGAAACAGUAGUCUGUUCCCAUUAAUAGCUGCUGUCUACUCUGUACCCAAAGUCCUCCUUCCCAUUAUACCUGGUUUUAGUAUUGGAUCCAGUCAAGGCAAGAACAUUGUAUUUUAUUAAAAAAUUUUUUUGAACGCUAAAAUGUUUUCCCUCUGCCCAUCUGAUUUUUUUAAAAAAAGGUUUUCUUUUUGUUUGUUUGAGACAAGGUCUCAUUAUAUAGCCCUGGCUAGCCUGGAAUUUGCUAUGUAGACUAGGCUAGCCCUGGAACUCAUAGAGAUCCACUUGACUCUCAAGAGCUGAGACUAAAUGUGUGCACUUACCAGGCCCAGUCCAAAAAUGGCAUUUUGUUUGUUUUCUGAGACAUGGUCUCACCUUGUAGUUCUGGCUGUCCUGGAAAUUACUAUGUGAACCAGGCUGGCUUUGAACUCAGAGAUCUACCUGCCUCUGCCUCCCAAGUUCUGGGAUAAAAGGUUUUGUGCCACCACUCCCAUCCCCCAAGUUAUGUUAUUUUUAGGGCUUGAGGGUGUGUUGUCAUAUAGAAGCCCCACAUUCCAGAUCUGGCUGUUUCUUCCUAGUCCUCUAGUCCAUGUGCUUUCAAGGGUAAUUUUGUUUUUUGUUUUUUGUUUUUUUUUUUGUGUGCUGAUGUGGCAUUUCCCUCCUGCCUAAGGUGUGUCUCCUUCCACUACCACCUGCACCAAGGGCCAGACCAGCUUGGAGGAAGGGAAGGGGCUCCCUGAAGAAGAUUAUCACACUGGGUAGGGGCCAAGGGCACUCUGGGGUGGGGUGGCCUGCUGGGCUGCCCCAGGGAGGUCAGGCUGGGCACUGAAUUGUCAGAAUGAGUUUAUACAGCUUGGAGGACCUGGGCUGCCCCAUGCCCAGCAGCAUCCAUCUUUCUCCACCUCUCUCCUUCUCCAUCUUUGUUUUGGUUUCCCUGUUUCUGUUCUGUGGUUCUGGGGUCUUCACUUACUAGGUGGUCAGCGUGCACUGGAGCAGAGGUAAGACCUCAAGCUAUGACAGAAAAAACCUAGAUGGAAUAAUGCCCCCUCUAGGCCAUAGUGUGAGAAGGGCACUGGGUACCCUGGGUGGCCAUGUGACAGUCUUCCUCCCAAGGCCUCAGCUUCCCCCUGCAUAAAAUGAGGAGACAGAGGCUGUACCAGGGGUUUUCACAUGUCCAUGCAAGAAGCAGCUGUGCUCUGAGGUUAGGAGUCUGGCCCCCCACUCCUCACCCCCAUGCCUUCCACGCAGUGCUCGGGUCGAGGUUGUCUGGCCGUGGGUUUGAUGUCCUUGCUGGCUCUGAGCAGGCUGGGCAAUGACUGUGUGUCGGCUCUGCUGAGGACCAGCGUGAAGGCCAGGGGAGAUGUCUGCAGUGUUUCAUUUAAGAAGUUCACCUCUCCCUCUUCUCUCCCUGGCCUGGAGGAAGCUACAAGAGGAAAGGGUUUUCUAUGACUGAGCUAGCUUUUCUUAUGGACAAGAGGGCUCUUUUUGUAAUUUGUGCAUGAAAUUCAUGUUAUUUCCUGGGGAGAGAAGAGGGCCAACUGAGUGGGUGGGGGGGCACGUGUGGGAAGCAGGCAGAGGUCUCCCUCUGUGCAGGGGUGGGGAGGGGUCGCAGAGGGCAUGCUACCCAGCUCACCUGAAGAGGGCUCUUGAACCAGCCGUUUUGGGUUGUGUUAAACGUGGGAACUUUCCUCCAUUAAUGUACAAUCUUGAACUAACUGCUAAUAAAAUGGGAUUCUGUUUGUA
Molecule: messenger RNA, 8531 nt
Organism: Meriones unguiculatus (Mongolian gerbil)
Lineage: Eukaryota; Metazoa; Chordata; Mammalia; Rodentia; Muridae
Gene: Ndst1
Product: N-deacetylase and N-sulfotransferase 1
Exons: 15
Coding region: 1055-3703 (882 amino acids)
Cellular component (GO): Golgi apparatus
Molecular function (GO): deacetylase activity; heparan sulfate N-sulfotransferase activity
Source: RefSeq, a predicted model, not a curated record